Molecule: messenger RNA, 297 nt
Organism: Dentiscutata heterogama
Lineage: Eukaryota; Fungi; Glomeromycota; Glomeromycetes; Diversisporales; Gigasporaceae
Source: the annotation of a GenBank genome assembly
AUGACCAUUUUUUUACAAGAGACAUUAAGAGCUGAUCCAAUUCUUUCCAACAGCAUACUUCUAAAAAGCCAACAAAACAAGGUACAAGAUCAGUCUAUGAGUAAUAAACUUAAAUCUAAAUGUCUUAAUUAUGGGGAAAGUCAAAAUGCAACCACGACCAUUUCUUUACAAGAGAUAUUGAGAACUGAUCCAAUUCUUCCCAGACAGCAUAUUUCCGAAAAGCCAACAAAUCAAGAUACAAAAAAAUUUAAUGUAUUUGGAUUUUCUAUUUUAAAAAUCUUACUCAAUAUUUUUUAG